Messenger RNA from Plutella xylostella (diamondback moth), 1130 nucleotides. Its product is annotated as iron-sulfur cluster assembly factor IBA57, mitochondrial. Gene Ontology annotation, biological process: iron-sulfur cluster assembly. The record is from RefSeq and is a predicted model, not a curated record. Lineage: Eukaryota; Metazoa; Arthropoda; Insecta; Lepidoptera; Plutellidae. Gene Ontology annotation, cellular component: mitochondrial matrix. Gene Ontology annotation, molecular function: protein binding.
AUUUGUUGUUUCAAAGUUUUAGAGUACUUAAAUAUGUUGUUCCAGCUUAAGAAAGUUCUGGGGCAGAAAAUACCUAUCAAUCAAGUACUUCGAUGUUUUUAUUGUAAUAAAUUAUCUGCAAAAGUUCUUUUACCUUUACAAAAUAAAAGAUUGCUGAAGAUUACUGGUCCAGAAGUAUCUGUGUUUCUACAGGGGCUUAUCACAAAUGAUAUGGGUCAUUUCGAAAGUGUCAAAUCUAUGUAUGCGAUGUUUCUGAAUAAUAAAGGCAGAGUUCUUUACGAUACCUUAGUGCACAAAUGGGACGGCGAAGAUUCCUACCUAUUGGAAACUGAUAAAAAAACUGUGGACCAACUACAGAAACACUUAAAAAUAUACAAACUGAAAAGACAAGUUAAAAUAGAAGAUGUGAAUGAGGACUUAAAAUUAUGGGUAUUGUUGAGCCCCAGCCUUUCAACAGCAGAUUUGGAGAUCUCAUUAGAUAAGAAAUUUAAUAUAUACAAAGACCCCAGACUGGUUGAGCUGGGCUAUAGAGUAGUAGCAUCAAGUUCCCUAGCUGGUAAGGACAUAGCCACAGCUAUUGGAAAAGAUAUUGAGUUAAAUGAUAGCGAAGAAGUAUACAGACAUUUGAGGUAUAAAUUGGGUGUCAGUGAGGGUGCAGAUGACUUGCCUCCAGGAAUGAGUUUCCCUCUCGAAGCCAACUGUGACUACCUCCACGGAGUCAGUUUCCACAAGGGCUGCUACAUCGGCCAAGAGCUGACAGCUAGAGUGCACCACACAGGCGUUGUUAGAAAACGAAUAAUGCCUUUACGGUUUACCAAAAAAGGUGCUCAAAGUUUAGAACAGGACUUGGUGAUCACAGCUGGGGAAAAGAAGGCAAAUGUAGGGAAACUGAGGGGAAUCAGUGGUGAAUACGGAUUAGGACUGUUACGGAUAAAAGAGGCUUUAGACGCUAAAGUUCUGACAGUUGGAGACUAUGAAGCAGAAGUUGUAAAGCCCAGUUGGUGGCCACGGGAGGCUCCAAAAGAAAAAAUUGGUUCAUCCAAAGUUGAUGUGGCACAAGAAUGAGAAUAUUUUAUUUUUUUAUAUACCUAACCAAAAUGGGAGACUCAAAAGCCAAAGUAGAAGAUGCC